AUGAAGCGUUCAUAUCUUUUCUUUGUUUUCAAUCUUUUCGUGAUCAUUGUCUCGUUUCUAGCAGAAGCCGAUAAUUUAGCUAAAUCGAACCGUGAUCGAGUUUAUGUUGUGUACAUGGGGAAGAGAAGUUCGCAAAAUGGUGAUCCGAGGAGCGAUCAUACUCAUAUUCUGAGCGAGCUCGAUACAAGGAAGAAAAAUUCAGUUGUGCACAUCUACAACAGGAGUUUUUUGGGAUUCGCGGCGCGUUUAUCAGAAAAAGAAGCAAAGUCGAUAUCUGAAAAACAAGGAGUGGUGUCUGUUUUUCCCGACCGACCUAAACUGCAGCUACACACUACUCGUUCUUGGGAUUUCUUGUGGCGGCUAAAUGCUUUCAAAAAUAAUAAUUCAACUCUUCCUGCAAGCCCUCCUUCUGUGACAAACCUGCCGGCAGGAGCUCACGAUUCUAUCAUUGGUGUGAUAGACGGAGGAAUUUGGCCCGAGCACCCUAGCUUUGAUGAUAAAUAUAUGGACUCGAUUCCACGACGUUGGAAGGGAGAAUGCAUGCCGGGGGAAAAUUCCACUUUUUUCUCGUGCAAUAGGAAAGUGAUAGGAGCACGAUAUUAUGACGAUACAGAGGAGCCGGGAUAUAUCACGACGGCGAGGGAUGAGGAUGGGCAUGGCACGCAUGUUUCAUCGACUGCAGCAGGUGUGCCGGUUUGUGGGGCUUCGUACUACGGGCUAGCCGAGGGGAUUGCAAGAGGAGGCUCCCCGAGUUCAAGACUCGCAGUGUAUCGUGCUUGUGGGUCAGACGGAUGCUUGCCGUCAGGCGUUCUCAAAGCAUUUGAUGAUGCAAUUGGCGAUGGGGUCGAUGUGAUAUCUGUAUCGGCGGGUUAUAAGUACAAUAGCUUUCUAGAAGAUGCUAUCGCCGUUGGAGCAUUUCAUGCCGUAGAGAGGGGGAUCACUGUGGUAUGCUCCGCUGGAAAUGGAGGCCCUGCUCCAGGGACACUUGUAAAUUUCGCUCCUUGGAUCUUAAGUGUAGGCGCAACCACUAUCGACCGUGUCUUUCAGGUCCGCGUUGUUUUGGGCGGAAAAAUGGUGAUCAAGGGUGGAGGCAUCAGCAUCUUGGAUCCAAAGAAAUGUGCAAAUAAAAUGUAUCCUCUAAUAGAUGGGCUCUCUGCAUCCAACACAACUAACACAUUUGAUGCACGUAAUUGUGUUCCAGGUUCAUUAGAUGAUGCCAAAGUAAAGGGAAAAAUUAUUCUAUGUGGAUCCAAGGGUCCAUCUCGACUCGAUGACAGGAUUAUCACAUUGAAGGAGCAAGGCGCAAUCGGGGUAAUAUUGAUCAACUAUGUUAUUGGGCAAGCGACACACUCAUAUGGAACUAUUCUAUUCGUUGUGGUUAAUCUAGAGGACGGAGCUCAAAUACAGUCUUAUAUCAACUCAACAUGCAAUCCCGUGGCAAAAAUCUUACCAACUGAUGCAGUACUGGAUUACAAGCCAGCUCCAGUUAUUCCAUUCUUCUCCGCAAGAGGCCCUACAGAGGGCAUCGGAAACCUUCUCAAGCCUGAUGUUACUGCACCAGGAGUAGGCAUAGUUGCAGCAUGGCCACCUUUAAACGAAACGGCUGAGUAUAUCCCGAGUAAGGGACCACCCAACUUCAACAUAUUGUCGGGCACAUCCAUGUCUUGCCCACACGUCUCUGGUCUAGCUGCACUCGUCAAGUCUUAUCACCCCAACUGGACCCCUUCUGCUAUCAAAUCAGCCAUAAUGACGACAGCAACCCAAACAAACAACAUACAUACUCCAAUUACAACGCAUGAUGGAUCAAGAGCUACCCCUUAUGACUUUGGAGCAGGGGAAAUAAACCCGUUUGCCUCAUUGAGUCCGGGUCUCGUCUAUAAAACAGAAACCAUCGACUACGUCCAAUUUCUAUGCAAUCUUGGCUACAAUGACUCCGCUAUUAAAGUUAUUGCAUCAACUGUUCCUCAUAACUUUCGUUGUCCUGACAACUCAAACUCGGAUUUGGUGUCCGACAUGAACUAUCCUUCUAUUGCGGUUUCCGGAUUAAAGGCAAACAGGAUGAGGACAGUGAAAAGAACCGUGACUAAUGUGGGUGAAUCAUAUUCAACCUACACGGCCACUGUGGAUGCUCCUCCUGGUGUGCAGGUUCAAGUGGUGCCAAACAAAUUGCAUUUCACCAAGAAUGUUGAAAAGCUAAGCUUCCGCAUCAUAUUUAGAGUCGUUAGUGAUCUUCACGAGCCUUCGUUUGGUUCAGUUUCGUGGUAUAAUUGGAGAUACACAGUUCGGAUUCCUUUUGUUGCAAGAAAUUGA
Molecule: messenger RNA, 2310 nt
Organism: Striga hermonthica
Lineage: Eukaryota; Viridiplantae; Streptophyta; Magnoliopsida; Lamiales; Orobanchaceae
Source: the annotation of a GenBank genome assembly